Messenger RNA from Peronospora matthiolae, 1875 nucleotides. NCBI's taxonomy places the organism in Eukaryota, Oomycota, Peronosporomycetes, Peronosporales, Peronosporaceae. The record is from the annotation of a GenBank genome assembly.
AUGGAGAGCUUAUAUGCAAUGGAUAGCGCUUAUGCAGCGACCUCGUCGCCCUCGCCUUAUGCGUACACGUCUUCCUCACUCUAUGCUCCCUCACUGAACCCUUCUCCGGUCUCCAGCCCGAGCGAGGACGCGUCGUCGUCGGUUCUAAGCGACGACCAAAUGGCUGACCUCCCACCUGCGAGUUUGGACCAGGAUUGGGACAGUCUGAGCGAAAUCCUCAUCAACGACGCACUAUGUUCCUUGCCGCCAUCUUCGGUGAUCGAUCUGGGCCACGAGGUAGAGUUUAUGACUCAGGAUACGAUAAAUGACCCUCCAUUUCCUCAAAGCGAGGCCACGCCUUCGUCUCCGUUCUUGGGAGCCCUUCCCAUUGAUUCCAACUGCUCGAAGAGUUCGUUUGUUGGAGUCGAAGACGAACCUGUUCGAGUCGAUGUCGUCCCCCCAACACUUGCUGUACAGUCACCGGCGGUGAAGAAAGGAGGUAGAGGACGAGGUAGAGGCAAGAAAGCAGUGCCAACAACAACAACAACCCCCCAAAAGUCUGCAGGGAGUCCUGAAGAGCAGAAGAAGGAGCGACGACGGUCGCAAAUUGCAACGGGUGUGCAGCGCCAUCGGGAGAAGAAGAAGUGGCUCGUGUCGUCCUUGCAGACCGAGAUGACUCAACUUACGACGAAACUGGCUACCCUUCGAGCUGCGAGACGAGCUCAAUUGGCCAACAGUGAUGAGCUCGUGGCGUACGAGGAGGAAGCGAUGACGCAGCGGCGUAAACGGAAGCAGGCUGAGCAGCACAAUCAAAUGCUCAAGCACGCCCUGUUCCAGCAGACGAUGUUUCUUAGAGGGAUGAAGGCCAUGAUGGGAGGCAGCAAUCUCCUGCUUUCCAAGACGCUCGAGUUCCAUGACUGGGUGCACUCGUACACGGCCUUGUCCGCAUCGGAUCCCCUCGCGCGCAGGAAGGAGUACGUGGCUCACUUUCCACGGAGCAAGAUGGAGCUGGCGAAAAACAUUGUGCUCCGCAACACGGAGGACAAGGCGCAGCGGUUGCUAGCGACACGUCAGAUGUUUUCCGGGAGUGUCCGGAUCUUGCAUGACGGCACGCGUCAAGCCCACGAAAUCGAAGAUGAUUACGCAGACGCGAUGAUGCGGGAGCUGUUCGGACGACCGAACGGCAGCAGCACCGCAUCUUCGAGUUCGAACGUGGAUGAUGCAGGUGACGGGCGCGUGAUUAAGGAGUUUUCGUCCGUGUGCUACUUUCCCGAGACUGCCAAGUGUAACUUGUACACGCUCAUGGACAUCGUCUCCAAUAGUAUGAAGUCCAUUGGCGUGUACUACUCUGGCGUGUGUUACGAAGCGCAGGCAGCUGAUGAAGUGCACCUUGUUGAAGACGAUGGCCUGACCACCUCGAGCGUAUACUACUCGAAUCUCGCUGCUUCGAUGGAGCCCGUGGUUGAGGUCAUUGAUGAAGCCGACUGUGCUGAAAACAUUGUCGUGGAAGCUCGUGCGCUCACUCGAGUACAGUGUGGCCAAGACGAAGGGAUCUUCUUGUGGGACUACGCGGACGAGGACUCGCUGUAUCCGAUUCCAACCGAUUCUCCGGAUCGAAAAGCGAUCCGACGCGACGUCUGCGGAGCGAUCGUCGUCCGUCGAGAGAUUGGCACGGGGUUGCUGUCGAUUCGGCACAUCUCGGUCAAGGCCUACCGUCCGCUGGCUAAGCCCAAGAACUUGACGGAAGCUGUGGAAUCGUCCGAAGCGGAGGAAAUUCGACGGGCAGUUGCUCGACAAAUUGGAUUGCAAGCGACAGAAUUUGAACGCCUGCAGGAUCGGUGCAUGCGGUUUGUCUUUAACGACAUUACCAGUCGGCUGAAGGCGCUCUACUUGUAA